Messenger RNA from Scutellospora calospora, 703 nucleotides. Lineage: Eukaryota; Fungi; Glomeromycota; Glomeromycetes; Diversisporales; Gigasporaceae. The record is from the annotation of a GenBank genome assembly.
AUGCGCAAGCUGGCACCACUAGCUUCCUCAACCCUGGCGCCGUCACCUAUUUUCACUUUUGCCGCUACCGCUGUACUCCCUUCACCAAUUUCUACAUCUAUCUCAUCGUCGUCUUCUACUCGGUGGGUACGAAGGUUACACCAUAUACAAAGGAAUUAUAGAGAAAGAAAUUUGUUAUUUAAUCGAAUGGUACAAGCAGGAGUGAAUAGUAGUAAUGACAGUAGCGGCAGUCAAGACACUAACGAAAAUAAUACCUCAAUAAUCUCUACAACAACACAAAUAAAUUCCUCAACGUCUUCCACAACAAAUUCACAAUUGCAAGACGAUGAACAAAGUAUACGUACUAGAAGUAAAGCAGUUUGUAAAUUAAAUUGUACAUAUUGUGAGUCAAGAGCUAUGCUUCUAGCAGAUACUAGAGUUGAACUUUACUCUACAGAUGUACCGCCAUUAUCGGUACAAUUGGUUGGCGAAGACUAUUUAACACAAAAUUGCCAUUGUAAAAUCCGAGAUGUGGCAUGCCUGACUUGUGGAAAUGUUCUUGGAUAUCAUAUCACUCAACCAUGUCAACAAUGCAUGGAUGCUUGUAAUAAUGGACACCUCUGGAUGUUUCACACUGAGGAAGUUACGAGUGAAGAGCGAUUGGACUUUAACGCAGAAGAUGAUGUCGAGAUUGUGGAUACGGUAGAAGAUGAAUACGAACAAU